This is a messenger RNA of Xylaria bambusicola, 754 nucleotides long. RefSeq lists its product as uncharacterized. The record is from RefSeq and is a predicted model, not a curated record. The transcript has a single exon. NCBI's taxonomy places the organism in Eukaryota, Fungi, Ascomycota, Sordariomycetes, Xylariales, Xylariaceae. Bases 320 to 550 code for a protein of 76 amino acids.
UAUCUCUGGGCGGAAGCAGGGUUAUUCCCUUGGCGCGCUUUCGCCUGGCACACCAUGGUCGUAGAGCUGAAAAACGCAUGGUGCGCUUCUCGUUUCGGAAAACGUUCCUCUUUUCAAAAGGUUCUAGGUAGGUAUCUAAGUAUCGUACCGGUAUACCGGCAUCACUCGACAAGGUCAAGGACAAGCGUCGUAUAGGCAGUUUGGUAGGGUCUAGGUAGUUCAUGAACCCCUCUAGUGGAGGAGAUUUCGUCAGAGCUUACCUACUUACUUGAGCAGCCAUCAAUCUGUGCUCGCUGGUAGAGCGGCGCGGAAGACAUACAUGCCCGGGCGCAGUGUACCGGGUAGCAAUCCGCCAACCCUACGCGGGAGCUUAUGCUUGAGCGCCUUCUCUCUUUUUUUUUUAUUUGCCUAUGGCGUUGCUCAUGGAAUGUUUAACUGGUUGAACAGCCGACGACCGGCGUUGAAAAGCCAACCAACAACACAACUGCGUCAGCCAAUGCACAGACACUUGGCGUUGUCUGUCUCAGCCCGUCCUGGCUUUUCGCCCUGAAGGCUAUUCCUAAAAGGUUAUUUCAACAAGUAAUGCUAUAUUUACUUGUCCUGGAGCCAAGUGUUUCGCACAGUAGCUAGCUAGCGCCCAUAGCCUCGUGCUGCAAGACAUGAUAACAGCCAGAGCUAGUUAUUGCCGAAAUCCGAAGAUGAGGGGGAACGUCGCGAAAUGAAGAGGGAAGUCGAUGAUGAUGAUGAUGAUGAG